Molecule: messenger RNA, 2180 nt
Organism: Zingiber officinale
Lineage: Eukaryota; Viridiplantae; Streptophyta; Magnoliopsida; Zingiberales; Zingiberaceae
Product: purple acid phosphatase 15-like
Exons: 7
Coding region: 124-1782 (552 amino acids)
Molecular function (GO): acid phosphatase activity; metal ion binding
Source: RefSeq, a predicted model, not a curated record
GGAGACGCAACGCUUCACGCUAUCUCUCUCUCUUUCCCCCCCGCCUCUCUCUUUUCCACCUUUCCUCUGUGCUCUCCUCGCUCUAUCCUCAACCAAACCCUAACACCCAAGCGAAACAGGGCAAUGGAUCUCCCGGCUCCCCUCCUCCUCAUUCUGGCGUUGGCGCUUCCAGCGUGGACAGCCCUCGCGGAAGGCGGCCGGAGGAUCCCGACCACAUUGGAUGGUCCGUUCGUCCCCGUGACCGUCCCGAUCUACGGCAGAGUGGCACCAAGGAACGCCGUCGAUUUGCCGGACUCCGACCCCAGGGUGCAGAGGAGGGUGACAGGGUGGGAGCCUGAGCAGAUCUCCGUCUCGCUAUCGGCCACUGAGGAUUCCGUCUGGAUUUCGUGGAUUACGGGUGAGUUUCAAAUUGGCAAUGACAUUGAGCCAUUAGAUCCUACAAUUGUAGCAAGUGUAGUCCAUUAUGGGAUUUCAAAGGAAAUUCUGACUUCUGAAGCUACAGGAUAUUCACUCAUUUAUAAUCAAUUUUAUCCAUUUGAAGGCCUGCAAAAUUACACUUCUGGGAUUAUACAUCAUGCACUACUAAAUGAUCUGAGACCAGGGACAAAAUACUACUACCAAUGUGGAGACCCAUCAAUACCAGCUAUGAGUACCAUCCAUUCUUUCCACACAAUGCCUGCUCCGGGACCUGAUAACUACCCAAAAUCAAUAGCUGUGGUUGGAGAUUUGGGUCUUACGUACAAUAGUACAUCCACUGUGGACCAUAUGAUGAGCAACAAGCCAGAUCUUAUUCUUUUGCUAGGGGAUGCUACUUAUGCAAAUUUAUAUUUGACAAAUGGGACAGGAGCAGAUUGUUAUUGCUGUUCAUUUCCAACAACUCCAAUACAUGAGACCUUCCAACCUCGGUGGGAUUACUGGGGAAGAUACAUGGAGCCUGUGAUUUCAGAAAUUCCAAUUAUGGUGAUUGAAGGAAACCAUGAGAUAGAACAACAGGCUGAAAAUAAGACAUUUGUAUCUUACAGCUCAAGAUUUGCAUUUCCAUCUGAAGAAAGUGAAUCAUUUUCUACAUUUUACUAUUCUUUCAAUGCUGGAGGGAUACACUUUAUUAUGCUCGGAGCCUAUAUUUCCUAUUACAAAUCAGGUGAACAAUACAAGUGGUUGGAAAGAGACCUGGAAAGGGUCGACCGAACACUAACUCCAUGGCUGAUAGCAACUUGGCAUCCCCCUUGGUACAGUUCCUACAAAGCCCAUUACAGGGAAGCUGAGUGUAUGAGAGUGGAAAUGGAGGAGUUACUUUACUCGUAUGGCGUUGACAUCGUAUUCAAUGGCCAUGUUCAUGCAUAUGAACGAUCAAACCGUGUGUACAACUAUUUGUUGGAUCCAUGUGGUCCAGUCUAUAUCACAGUAGGUGAUGGGGGCAACCGAGAAAAAAUGGCAGUUAGGCAUGCAGAUGAUCCUGAUGGAUGCCCAGAGCCAUCGACAACAUAUGAUGUGCAUAUGGGUGGAUUCUGUGCAUUCAAUUUCACCUCUGGCCCUGCUGCAGGCAAAUUUUGCUGGGAUCGUCAGCCUGAUUACAGCGCUUAUAGAGAAAGUAGCUUUGGACAUGGGAUUCUAGAGGUGAAGAACGAGACUCAUGCUCUAUGGACGUGGCACCGGAACCAGGAUCUUUAUGCCAGUGCUAAAGAUGAGAUUUAUAUAGUCCGGCAGCCGGACAAGUGCCCUGUCCAGCCGAUAAUGCCAUCAGAUUUUAUAGGAGGGAUCAAGGGCAAAUGGGCAAUCUAGUGGAAUAACAACCUAUUUUUUCCCAGCGGGAUGAAAUUUUACAAGGUACAUAGGUUUGGUGAAGUCACGGUGUAAAUUGGAUGAAGGUCAAAAUUACAAAUUUAAACCUAUCUCAUCAUCAGGGUGAAUACUUAUUUAUUGUGUAGCCCUAAAUUGUGCUUGAUAUGGAUUACAUGAUACUUUAUCUCAAUGUAUAUGGGCUUGCACAUGCAGCCUUGCAAAAAAGUGUUUGUUUUAAUAAUUAUUUUUUAUGGUUUUGAACUAUAUUUAUCGCACAACAGUUUGUUCUUCAACACAAAAUGUUACAUUCUAAUUUUGGAUCUGUUGACUUCUUCAAUACAACACUAGCCCAUACAAAUUCAGAACAGAAUUUAGUUACUAUAUUCGCAGAUGUAACA